Molecule: messenger RNA, 903 nt
Organism: Odocoileus virginianus texanus
Lineage: Eukaryota; Metazoa; Chordata; Mammalia; Artiodactyla; Cervidae
Gene: SNX22
Product: sorting nexin 22
Molecular function (GO): phosphatidylinositol phosphate binding
Source: RefSeq, a predicted model, not a curated record
AUGCUGGAAGUUCACAUCCCGUCGGUGGGGCCCGAGGCCGAGGGCACCCGGCAGAACCCCGAGAAAGGCCACAUGGUGUUCCGAGUGGAGGUGCUGUACCGCGGGCGCAGACACGUCGUGCAGAGGCGCUACAGCGAGUUCCACGCGCUCCACAAGCGGAUCAAGAAACUGUACAAAGUGCCCGACUUCCCCUCGAAACGCCUGCCCAACUGGAGGACCCGAAGGUUGGAGCAGCGGCGGCAGGGCUUGGAAGCCUAUAUCCAGGGCAUCCUAUACUUGAACCAGGAUGUGCCCAAGGAACUACUGGAAUUCCUGAGUCUUCGGCACUGGUCCACAGACCCCAAGGCCAGCAACUGGGGCUCGCAGCUGUACCACCGGCCUGUCGUCAGCUUCCCCAUGGAUCCUUACAUUUGCAUCCCAUCCCCAGAACCUCUGCCCAAUAUGGUGGUGCUCGGCGUGCUUCAGGGCCUCUAUGGCUUCAGUGCCAGCACAGCUGAAGCCCAGCUGGAGGCCGCCUGUCACCCUGCUCCAAUGCCACCGACGCCCUGACCAGCGCAGAGGCUUUUAGGCCACCUGCCAGAACAGUCAUGUGCCUCAGUCCUCAAGCUGGGUCACCCUUGGCCUGGAUCCAGGACUCGCCAAUCUCCACCCCUCUGGGCUCAGAACUCAGCUGCACUGGUAUCUGAGGUAGUGGAAUCCUAUAACUUAGGGCCAGAGCAGGAACAGAGAGUUGGAAAUCAAGGGAGAAUUCCUUUAUAAUUUUCAUAGCCCACCAAUCUGCCUGCACUGCAGGAGACUCAGGUUUGGGAAGAUCCCCUGGAAAAGGAAAUGGCAACCCACUCAAGUACUGCCUAGAGAAUCCCAUGAUCAGAGGAGCCUGGUGGUCUACAGUCCAUGGGGUCG